AUGCCAAAAUGGAUCAAUUGCGUUCCGGACAAAGGAAUGGAAUUGGCAGACGAUAAACCUGGAAUCGGACGGUGGGCGGCAUUUAUCAUCAUCGUCAUCUUGGUCGCUUUUAUCGUUUUCAAGUUGGAGACGAAUACAAAUAAUCAUUACAAAGUUGCGAGACAAAAAGUCAUACUCGCACGCGGUAAACACACGGAAGCAAUUGCGGGACCGACAGAGAUAACCCCGCUGGUUGCGAAGGAGCGGGAGAUGAAAACUCUUGGUACGCUUGAGGCCAAGGUUAACGGUAAAAAGAAGAGAAUGCCAAUGCCGGGUCUGGGGUGCAGGAAUUGA
Sclerotinia borealis F-4128 is the source of this 333-nucleotide messenger RNA. The record is from the annotation of a GenBank genome assembly. Lineage: Eukaryota; Fungi; Ascomycota; Leotiomycetes; Helotiales; Sclerotiniaceae.